ACCAUCUAAUUCUACGACUCUACAAGACUAAAAGAUGAUUAAAAGUAGCAGGUCUAUUUAAUGCGCACUUAAAAAUUUGAUUUUUAUUUGCUUACGAAUUUCGUCAAAGAGCGAGUUUCGCAAAUGAAUAUAAUUUAAGAUAUACUUACAAGUGAGAGAAGAAGAAUACUUUUUUAUAAGUAGCCAUAUAAAUUGGUAUCACACUAACCACCACUUCUCGUCCUUUUUCCGGUCGUCGCGAAACGUGUCGGACGUCGGUCCCCAUUCCGCCGUAAAAUGUCUUCGAAAGUAUCAAGAGACACUCUGUAUGAGUGUGUGAAUGCUGUGCUGUCGUCAGCGCAGGAGAAGAAGAGGAAGUUCCGGGAGACGGUGGAACUCCAGAUUGGCCUGAAGAACUAUGACCCCCAGAAGGACAAGCGUUUCUCAGGAACUGUCAAGCUGCGCAACAUGCCGCGCCCGUCGAUGAAGGUGUGCAUCCUGGGAGACCAGCUGCACUGUGACGAGGCUCAGGCCAACAACCUGCCUUUCAUGGAUGUUGAGGCUCUGAAGAAGCUCAACAAGAACAAGAAGCUGGUCAAGAAACUAGCCAAGAAGUACGAUGCCUUCCUGGCUUCGGAGUCGAUCAUCAAGCAGAUUCCGCGUAUCCUGGGCCCGGGUCUGAACAAGGCCGGCAAGUUCCCCGGCCUGUUGACCCACCAGGACAGCAUGACCGGCAAGGUCGACGAGAUCAAGAGCACCAUCAAGUUCCAAAUGAAGAAGGUGCUGUGCCUGUCUGUCGUGCUGGGCCACGUGGAGAUGACCCCCGACGAGCUGGUGAUCAACACCCACAUGGCCAUCAACUUCCUCGUCUCGCUGCUCAAGAAGCACUGGCAGAACGUGCGCUCGCUGCACGUCAAGUCCACCAUGGGACCGCCCCAGCGGCUGUACUAAGCGCCUGUCUGAGCUGCAAUACAAGGUCCGGCGACUUCA
This is a messenger RNA of Amphibalanus amphitrite, 969 nucleotides long. RefSeq names its product 60S ribosomal protein L10a-like. Lineage: Eukaryota; Metazoa; Arthropoda; Thecostraca; Balanomorpha; Balanidae. The record is from RefSeq and is a predicted model, not a curated record. The transcript has 5 exons. Gene Ontology annotation, cellular component: large ribosomal subunit. The coding region runs from base 277 to 930 and encodes 217 amino acids. Gene Ontology annotation, biological process: translation. Gene Ontology annotation, molecular function: structural constituent of ribosome; RNA binding.